UUUCUUCGCCGCCGACUCCGAGGCCGGUGCUGCUGGUGCUGCUGACGGAGCCGGCCCCGCUCGUCUUCUUCGUUCCCCGGAGGAGCCUCGCCAUGGUGUCCUGGAUCAUCUCCCGGCUGGUGGUGCUGUUUUUUGGCACCUUGUAUCCUGCAUAUUCCUCUUACAAAGCUGUGAAGACGAAAAAUGUGAAGGAAUACGUCAAAUGGAUGAUGUACUGGAUUGUGUUUGCCUUCUUCACCACAGCAGAGACGCUCACAGACAUUAUUCUUUCUUGGUUUCCUUUCUAUUUCGAGUUGAAAAUCGCAUUUGUGAUCUGGCUGCUCUCUCCUUAUACCAAGGGCUCCAGCGUUCUCUACAGGAAGUUUGUUCACCCAACGCUCUCCAAUAAGGAGAAGGAAAUUGACGAAUAUAUCAGCCAGGCCCGUGACAAGAGUUAUGAAACUAUGAUGCGAGUUGGAAAGCGAGGAUUAAAUUUGGCAGCAAAUGCAGCAGUUACUGCAGCAGCGAAGGGCCAGGGAGUUUUGUCUGAAAAACUACGGAGCUUCAGUAUGCAGGACUUGACUUUGAUACGGGAUGAUGACACUGUGCAUUUGCGGAGCCCUGAGUCACACAUGCGUACCUCUACCACAGGCCUUCUUGAAACUGUUGACGAUUCAGGUGCAUCCUGCUACUCUUCAUCAGAGGAGAUGGUAGUGUCUCAGAGACAUAAUGGAGCCCAGUCUGAUGCCAGAACAGAUCCAUCAGAUGAUGAUACAGGAGACAAAGUUCCCAAAAGAACACAGAGCCUUAAAGCUCCUAAGAAAGUAACGAAGGCUGAGCCACCACAAAAGACUGUGAAAGCUCGUCCCAAGAAGAAAAUUACAGGAUCUAGUACUCCUGGUGAAUCAGCCUAAGAACAUCCCAGCCUGUCUGUCCCAAGGCUCUUCUGUCACUUUAAGGGGCACUCACCAAGGAAAUGGAGCUGAGACCAUAGUGUCACAACAGUCGAAAGGCUGCAGUCUGGGACCAAAGUAUUGGGAUCAAAUGUGUAGUGAGAUUACAAAGAAGAAGAAAAGUUUACAGCAGCUCUGACUGUGAAAUCAAUCUUUCCUGGAAACACUCUUGACCACAGAGAUGAACUUUGAUGUUAGAACUUUUAGUCUCUGAGGAUGACAUAUAUUUCAACAAGUGUUUGUAGCAAAGUCCAGUAUUAAAGCUGCUACUGUUCUGUUUGCAAUGACAAAUUGGAAUCAGAAAUAAUAUGGAAUGUAGAAAAAACAUGGCUUCUGUUUCUUCAAUACUGAAUCAUCCCCCAGCCUUAGAAGGACUGAUCAUAUAGCUUGCCUACUUCCUUCCACCAAUUGCUAUAUUGCUUCUGUUGUCUGUUUGUUUGUUUUUUUAAAGAAUGUCUGUCUUUCUAGAAACAACUUUCUUAAACUGGAAAUAUGCCAAAGACAAAUCUGUUGAAAACAACUUAUAUUGAUCUAGGAAGAGGCUGCUUUUUUACACUAAAAGUAUGGCUAGUUCAAACCAUCUCCCCUCUCCAUUAUUCCCCACAAGAAUUAGAAGUGCAGCAAGGGAAGAGCAAGGAUGAGAAUCUGAUGGCUUUGCUCCGUCCCCUCCUCACCUGUCUUUUCCAGCAUUCCACACAGCACAGGAUAAAUGUCUGCAAUAGACUGUGCUAAUACAGGUAUAUAUGAGUACUAGAUGGAUUCCUGAGCAUGACUUGUUUAACAGAAAAUUUGGUACCAAAGGCAGAAAUAACAUGGAACAAACAAGGAUAGUUUCCUACACCACAAAAAAGAAGCAGAGAAUUAAAACCUUUCAGCAAACAUUUUAAUUCAAAACUAAAAAUAUGUAUAACUCGGUCAGGUAAGCCUUGCAUAAAUUAACAAAACCAUUUUGAUCCUUUUAGAGAUUACCUGAAAGCUUUCAAAUUGCAUCCAGGAAUGACUUUCAUUCACCAAUUCCAACUUCUCUAUAAUAUCUAUUUUUUUGUUCAGAUUUAUAGAUUUUUUUUUAACAUGUUGGGGGGUAGCUGGUGGGGCAGGCUAAAUCUCUUUCCACUUUUUUCUGUUCACUCAUGCUCAAAGGAUUCUGAAGGCAGCUUCUAUUUACCUUGCCUCAUGUAGGUGGGUGUACACAGCUGCAAUAGGAUUGGCUGGCAUAGAAUCCUGUUCUUUCCCAGCUGUAGCUUUGUUUACUGCAGACGCACUGUUGCAACCAGCACCCAAAGUCUGCCCUCCUUCACCAUCUUCCUGCUGCUGCUGAUGCUAAAAACAUUCAGCUAGAUAGGGAAUGAGGAAGAAAAUAGGUCUGGACUGGCAUACAAAGACUGUUAAAAGGUGCUUGUUUGUCAAGAGGGUUUGUUAACUGGGGUAUGCAUGUAUAAUAUAGGUUCUUCAAUGCAGGGAGGACCAGAGCAUACACAAGUAAAGCAGGCUCUGUACUAUAGAAAUUAUCUCUGCAAUGCUGCAGGGACGCUGGAUUGAGUAGGACCAACGGAGUCAUCCCUGCUAUUCCCUUGACAUGAUUCUAAUUACUGUGACCUGUGUGGAGAUGAAAUUUUAAACAGGAUUCAACUCAUUUCUAUAGCUUUCAAGAUUUCCGGCAGCAGCUCUCUUCCAACAUUGCCUCUGUGGGGAAAUGUACCUUUUCAAAUUCUAUAGAUCCCAGGCUGAUAAAGGAACACUGAGUUGAUAGCA
Molecule: messenger RNA, 2684 nt
Organism: Sceloporus undulatus (fence lizard)
Lineage: Eukaryota; Metazoa; Chordata; Lepidosauria; Squamata; Phrynosomatidae
Gene: REEP2
Product: receptor accessory protein 2
Exons: 9
Coding region: 93-893 (266 amino acids)
Biological process (GO): endoplasmic reticulum tubular network organization
Cellular component (GO): cytoplasmic microtubule; endoplasmic reticulum tubular network; endoplasmic reticulum membrane
Molecular function (GO): microtubule binding; taste receptor binding
Source: RefSeq, a predicted model, not a curated record